Drosophila virilis is the source of this 1486-nucleotide messenger RNA. NCBI's taxonomy places the organism in Eukaryota, Metazoa, Arthropoda, Insecta, Diptera, Drosophilidae. The record is from RefSeq and is a predicted model, not a curated record.
GUCGUGAGUUCGAAAGCCGUAGGAGGAAAGACUGCGAAUAAAACACUUGCACUAGCACGUUUUGCAUUACGCUGUCUCUAGUAACAUCGGAGUAACAUGGCCGGGGGCCAGGCGUAAACUUGCAGUGUUCAAAUUGCAACUCCACCUUCAUUUGGCACGCGACAUGAUCUUUUAUUCGCAGUUCUUAUUGUAAGAAACUGCAAGGGCGACUUGCGCUGAAGACAAGACGUGGUGUAACAUUGGUGUUACAGUGUGUGUACAUAGACACAGCACAGGCAGGGCCUCCACCCAGUUAUAGAGUCACCAUUAGUACGCAGCCAGCGUAAAAUAUAGCAGAAACCAUCUCCGAGCUGAGUAGGAUGACACAACGGUCACCUAGGAAAAGCCCACGCUUAAACGAUGGCCAGGAGAUAGCUACCACGGCGAGUGGGACGCAGACAAAGCGGACAAGUAGAAUGGUGAGCACUGUAUCACAAAUGCAAGUUCCCGCUGUUAGCGCGCCACAAAGCCCCAGCACCGUGGAUGUGGGCACAAGUGUACAACCUGCCGGCACUGUGGCCGCGGGAGUGAGUGCACGAGCCAGCACAUUGACAGGAGCGCCAAGCCCAAGCACGCAACUCUCAAGUACGCAAGUCAUAGAUUUGAUAAAGAGAGUCGCUGUGCUAGAGCACGAGUUGCAGAGGUCAAAAACUGGUCAAGCACAUGUAAGUACAGUUACUGAUCCCGUUAAGUUGAGUAGUGCUGGCAUGAGUGGUACAGCUAACCUGCCGCCAUCUUUGAUCGGAGCGGAGAGCGGAGAGCCAUCGUCGAAUGGAAGUUUGAGUGAAACUGCAACUAUGAGUGUAGUCCCAAAUUCAAAAGUAAGUUUGAGUGAAACUGCAAUUUUGAGUGGAACUACCAUUUUGAGCAGAUCGCCAUCUUUGAGUGAGGCACUGCCUACGUCAUUGAGUGGAAAUUUGGGAACACAGUUGCAAACGGUAGAACGGGCUACAGUUAUGGAUAACUGCUCUACAACGUCAAGCCGCUCGACGCCAUAUUGCUUUGCAGGCAUUGCACAGCCAACGCUCAGCUACACUCCGGCACAGGAGAACCAACAAACGAUAAUUUUGGAGCCAACGCAGGCAACUGGGAACUUCGCAUGGACGACUCCCAGGAACGAUGUAUGCCUGCCACGAAAAUUACCAGAUCUACCCGAGUUUGGAGGUCAACCUGAGGAUUGGCCUAUAUUCUUCUGCGCGUUUACGGAAACAACUUUGGCGUACAACUGUACAAAUCUAACCAGCGAUUGUUGAAGGCACUCAAAGGCGAAGCACGUGACACUGUGAAGUCGUUGCUCAUACAUCCCAGGAAUGUGAACAACGUAAUUGAACAAUUACGUUUUAGAUACGGCCGCCCAGAACAGCUAAUACGCAGCCAGCUAAUUAGUAUUCGAGAGGUGCAGCCAAUUCAGGAGCACAGCAUAGCUAAAAUCGUGCCAUAUGCUACA